AUGUCUCGAUAUAAAAACGAAUUUUUCGAUAUUGGAUCGAGAUGUCUCGGUAUUGAAGCGAAACACCCCUUAAAGUUCGUGCUGGAGAGGGAGGGUCUGAGAAUUCACAGGCUGGACCUGAGAGACAAGGGCCUUUACAGAUGCUUCCAUCUCUCCAAGGAUCACGUGGUCACUGAUGUCAGACAAAUCAAUGUUGAUAUUCUAUAUCCUCCAGUCGUCUUAAGACACCCAUCAUCAGAGCCUGCCAUCAAAGGGAAGAACUUGACCUUGACUUGUCAGGCAGAUGGCAACCCCCCAGUUCAUUACGAAUGGCUCAAGGAGAAGAUGAUCACUGAAAUAAUCCGAGCGAAGGUUCGUGUGGCAGAAAGCACAGAAACAUUAGUUAUUCCGAACUUCGAUCAGUCAGACGAAGGCAGAUACUUCUGCAAAAUCUCCAACCCUCUUGGUUUCAAAGAAAAUUACGUCGAUAUUCAAAUGCUAGUGCCACCAAAGAUAUCACUCUCAAUAACAAACACCUCUCUUUUGGAGAACUCCACUCUGAACAUCAUCUGCGGCACCACAGGCGUGCCAGUGCCCAAGAUAUCCUGGACCAUGCUGCCCAUCAACAACAACCAAACUAACGACGUUAAAAUGGAUUCUUUGCACGAACGCAACCAGCCAGGUGUGAGCACUAUCGUCAUCCAGAGAUUGAAGAGGAAGCAUGCUGGCAAGUUGACGUGCAAAGCUUCAAAUGUAGCGGGAACAGCUUCGUCAUCGGCCACCAUUCUGGUCGAAUUGGUGUUCAUUUCAGUCAAACCAGAAGUAAAGAUGGAGCUAAUUGAAAAUUUGGACUCAGAUGAUGAGGAGGAAACGGAGAAAAAGUUCAUUUCUGUUUUGUGCUUGGGGACUGGUUUUCCACUUCCCGACCUGUUCUGGCUGCAAAACAACAACAAAUUAUUCUCCGAUCAAAAUGACAAGUUCAGCAUCACCCAUCGAGUUGAAUCGCCAACGAAAAUUCUUUCAUAUUUGAAUAUUUCUGAGGUGAAAAGUAGAAGAGAAACAUUAACCAACCUGUCCUGCCUGGCCAGGAACAUGCAUGGCAAUGUUUCGACGUACCUGGAAGAUGAUGACGCCAUUGAAGAGGAAGAAAUAGAUUACACGAUGAAGUAUUAUGAUGAGACUACUGAGCAGAUUACAUUCAAAUCAGAACAAUCAACGAAACAUUUGAAAUCGAUGGAGAAGCAGACGGACGUGGAGCCGAGCAGUGGUGUGAAGUUUGUCGUCAUCGUCUCAAUUGGGUGUGCGUUCGUCAUAGGCCUUAUCGUAACCGCCGUUUUAGCCAAUUGCUUCAUUCAAAGGGAAAAACUAAAAAAAUCCGUUCCAAUUGAUUCCGUAUUUUUAAAACUGCAAAAACCCGUCAUCGUUUCAAAAAACUCGCCUGCAGUUUCAUCACAAUCUCCGAAGGUGUUGGCUGCCAUGAGGAGUAGUGAUCCGAACGAUUCCUUGACGAAGAAGAACAUGGCUGUCAAGUUGGUGAAGAAGUCUCCAGUGUCCAUCAGCACACGCGAAAGCAUGGGAACCAAUUUGAACGGCUACUACAAGGGCGACUCCGUUGAUGACGUCAUCGAUCAGUUCGCUAGCGUUUCAUCAGAUAAACUUCUCGAUUUAUGA
Molecule: messenger RNA, 1650 nt
Organism: Helobdella robusta
Lineage: Eukaryota; Metazoa; Annelida; Clitellata; Rhynchobdellida; Glossiphoniidae
Exons: 9
Coding region: 1-1650 (549 amino acids)
Biological process (GO): homophilic cell-cell adhesion
Cellular component (GO): plasma membrane
Source: RefSeq, a predicted model, not a curated record